Talaromyces stipitatus ATCC 10500 is the source of this 2250-nucleotide messenger RNA. RefSeq names its product Kelch motif domain protein. Lineage: Eukaryota; Fungi; Ascomycota; Eurotiomycetes; Eurotiales; Trichocomaceae. The record is from RefSeq and is a predicted model, not a curated record. Gene Ontology annotation, cellular component: cell cortex of cell tip. The transcript is spliced from 3 exons. Bases 1 to 2250 code for a protein of 749 amino acids. Gene Ontology annotation, molecular function: protein binding.
AUGGCGCGGCAACCGCCUAGCAACGCUUCCGUCAUCUCACCAUCCGGCUUCUCCUACGUCCACGAGGGUGGGCCGACUUCCAUCUGGGACUUCGUUGCCGCUACGACAUCCCACCGACGCUCUCUUCAGUCGACGCCCCCUUCAAUGACUGCUCGGGAUCCGCAUAAUACAUACCUGAUGCCAGCCAGUCCAGCAAAAGGCCGUCGGGGUAGCGCUGACUACCGGCCCAGCAUUAAAAAGGCUCUCGGGAAUGUCCCCGCAUGCCUUGUAAACGCUUCCGUCACUUAUUGUGGAAAUGAUCAGAUCUAUGCCUUUGGGGGCUUCGACCAGUUCACUGACGAGGUGUAUAAUCAUGUUCUUCGGCUAAACCUGAAUACACUCACGUGGGAUCUGGUCGACAAUUAUGGAGACAUACCUGGUGUCCGUAUGGGACACACCGCUUCUCUCUAUCAAGGAACCAAGUUAAUCGUUUUCGGCGGAGAAAAUGAGCAUCGUGAAUAUUUGUCUGACAUAGUCAUCCUUGAUAUACCAACAUCGACAUGGACGCAACCAGAGGUUCGCGGCCCUCUUCCUCGCGGCCGAGCCCGCCAUGCAUCUGUCAUAUAUGAAGACAAAUUGUUCGUCAUUGGAGGAGUAACUGGAGAAAGCAAUUCGAUCCUGGAUGAUUUAUGUUAUCUCGAUCUCAAGACUUGGACCUGGUCUCGAACUUGGAGUUUCACUCCACGUUUUGACCAUACUGCUUGGGUCUGGGGAGGUCGGCUGUGGAUAUUUGGUGGCCUUGGCCCAGAUAUGGAGCGAACUACUGAUCUCUGGUGGCUUGACCUCAAGGGCAGCCCGUCAUUGGACAUACCCUUAUCCCACGGCAUCGAUGACACACAAGGAUCGUUGAAUCGUGUGACCCCUAGCCCUGGAGGUUUAGUUAGCUCGCCGCAGCAGCUAUCUGGUAGGUCAGGUGGAUACGCGGCCAAUUCAGCAAGUGUCCAAAUUCGGUCUUUCACCCGAAGGAAGCCAACGGCGCCGGGUGCGAUAUCGUCCCUUCGUUUUCACUCAGGACCACAUGUCCCGUCUUUGCUCUCUGGAACUCACUUUCACGUGUAUUCCUCUGGCGUUCUCUUGGAUUUGAUCACGCCAUCGGAAACAGUCAGACCCUAUGAUUGUAACCUAUCAUCACUCGAGUUGGAUUCCUUGAGAUGGCAGAGACUUGCUGACGGGCAAGAGGUGUUCCGACCGGGAUAUCGGUGGCAUUACUGCACCAUUAAUGAAGAUGGAACUAAGGCUUGGCUGCUUGGAUGCAACAUUGAAAACGCUACAACUGCCGGGGAUGACAAUCAAUUAAAUGAGGUUCUAUGUCUUGAUCUGGAGAAAUAUGGGCUACUUGGCAACGAUUUCUUUCCUGAAUCAUCCGAGCAGAACCGUAUUCUUGCAUCUGAGCGUCAAGGAUCACCCCAGCACGCAGGCCUCGGCGCUGAUCUGUUGGCCGUCUUUGAUCAGCCCCCAGAAACGGGCAGCGGUACUGACUUUAUCAUAACUGCCGACUGUGACGAUCAGACUAUGGAAGAUGAGACAAGCCAAAUCAGUUCACCCGGCCCCAUGCAGACUCAGUCAGAUCCUGCAUUUCUGUCACCUACAGCGAAGACCUCCGCUCCCAUACACGUCCAUCGCAUAAUUUUACAGGCCAGAUGGCCUCAUUUCAAGCGUCUCUAUUCUGCACAAAUGGCCGAAUUCCAUACCAAACGGAUGCACAUACCCGAACCCUACUCCGUAGUCCGAGCGUUUCUAUAUUACUUGUAUAGCGACAGUAUAUUAGAUCAUCCGGACUUCUGCGCAAGCAUAUUUGAUGUUGCCGGUAUGCUCGUUAUGGCUAACCUAUACGACAUGCCCAAGCUACGUUUGCUCUGCGUUCACCGACUCAGUCGUGAACUCGACGUCGAGAAUGCGGCUAUUAUUUGGGAAAGAGCAGGCCGGACGAACGAGGAUUGGCUUCGGCGUCGUGCAGCACAAUUCUGUCUUGCACAUUGGGGUCGAAUCGUUCGGACAGCUGGCUUCAAGUCGCUCAACCGUCAGAGCCUCAUUGAGCUUUGCGAGGUGGUCGACACGGAAGGUAGGAUUGUCGCUGGACCGGAAUUAGAAAUCGUCAGAGCUCUUGGUUCCGGGCCGUUGGUGUCUAAGCGACCUCGGCUUACUGGAUCUUCGUUGGUGGAAGAUAUGGAUGAGCUUGAGGGGGAGGAGGAAGACGGUAUGGAGCUAUGA